Drosophila sechellia is the source of this 1407-nucleotide messenger RNA. It is a transcript of the gene Cdc37, whose product is annotated as cell division cycle protein 37. The record is from RefSeq and is a predicted model, not a curated record. NCBI's taxonomy places the organism in Eukaryota, Metazoa, Arthropoda, Insecta, Diptera, Drosophilidae. Gene Ontology annotation, molecular function: heat shock protein binding; protein-folding chaperone binding; protein kinase binding. The transcript is spliced from 4 exons. Gene Ontology annotation, biological process: protein stabilization; protein folding. Gene Ontology annotation, cellular component: cytoplasm. The coding region runs from base 103 to 1272 and encodes 389 amino acids.
CACUAAUUUCCAGAGCAAUCCAAAAAAAGGAAGCAGCCGAAAAAGAACAAAAACCUGCAGCAUUUACAUUUAAAUAUAAAUCCGAAGCAAAGAAACAGCAAAAUGGUGGACUACAGCAAGUGGAAGAACAUCGAGAUUUCGGAUGACGAGGACGACACUCACCCGAACAUAGACACGCCUUCCCUGUUCCGCUGGCGGCACCAGGCGCGCGUGGAGCGCAUGGCGGAGAUGGACCACGAGAAGGACGAGUUUAAGAAGAAGCGCCAGAGCUACCAGGCGCGCCUCAUGGACGUCAAGGAGCGGAUCUCAAAGAAGGAUGGCGACGAGGAGGCUCUAAAGAAAGAGCUCGAAAAGAUCGAGGCCGAUGGCAAAGAGCUGGACCGCAUCGAGAGCGAGAUGAUUAAAAAGGAAAAGAAAACACCCUGGAACGUGGACACCAUCAGCAAGCCCGGCUUCGAGAAGACCGUGAUCAACAAGAAGGCCGGCCGCAAGGCGGAUGAGAAUCUGUCCGAGGAAGAGCGAGAGCAGCGCAUGAGGCAAUUCGUUAAGGAGAACGAGAAGCUCUGCAAACAGUAUGGCAUGCUGCGCAAGUACGACGAUUCGAAGCGGUUUCUGCAGGAGCAUCUUCACCUGGUGGGCGAGGAGACGGCCAACUACCUGGUCAUCUGGUCCAUCAACCUGGAAAUGGAGGAGAAGCACGAGCUGAUGGCCCACGUGGCGCAUCAGUGCAUUUGCAUGCAGUAUAUUCUAGAGCUGGCCAAACAGCUGGACGUGGAUCCUCGCGCCUGUGUCAGCUCCUUCUUUUCGAAGAUCCAGCACUGUCAGCCCGAGUACCGCGCGCAGUUCGACAGCGAGAUCGAAGGUUUCAAAGGACGCAUCCAGAAGCGUGCGCAGGAGAAGAUCCAGGAGGCGAUAGCCCAGGCCGAAGAGGAGGAGCGUAAGGAGCGCCUCGGACCUGGUGGUCUGGACCCAGCCGAUGUUUUUGAAUCCCUGCCCGAUGAACUAAAGGCCUGUUUCGAGUCCCGCGACGUAGAGCUGCUGCAGAAGACCAUUGCGGCCAUGCCCGUGGACGUGGCCAAGCUGCAUAUGAAGCGUUGUGUGGACUCCGGUCUCUGGGUGCCCAAUGCCGCUGACUUGGAGGGUGACAAGAAGGAGGAAGAUGACUCGGGUGACGUCGCCGGUGGCGAGGAGAAGACCGACGAUGCCAAGUCGGAGAGUGCGGCCAAGGAGGAGCCCAUCUACACUGGCGUCAGCACAGAGGACGUUGACUGAUCGCCGUCACUUUUCCAUCUACACCAUAGCUAUAAUCUUAAUGUACUGUCCACAAGCAUAUUUCAUCCAUAGCCAGAUCCUGCGUCAGUUGAGUUAUUGUAUAUAAUUUGAAUAAAUUCUCAGUAACACGUCAAA